CACGCGUCGCCGGCCUUCUACUCAGCCCCUUCCCUUCAUCCUUCAAGCAGACGCCAGCGGCGCCGUCGCCUCCCGCUGACGAUGCUGAAGAUUAAAACCCCCAAGACGCAACGGGCUAAACGGGAGGUCGAGAAACGCGCCCCUAAACUUGUCGAGAGUGGCAAGAAAACACUAAUACUUCAUGGCACAAAGACAAGCGAUGUGUUGAACACGGUGCUGACUCAAAUUUAUCAUUUGAAAAGAGACAAUGCCGUGAAGUACACCAAGAAGAACGAAAACAUAAGGCCUUUCGAAAGUGGUGGGGAGACAUCUCUAGAAUUUUUCUCUCUUAAGACUGACUGCAGUCUGUUUGUGUUUGGUUCUCAUUCUAAGAAAAGACCAAACAAUUUGGUUUUGGGGCGGAUGUUUGAUCAUCAUAUUUAUGAUCUUGUUGAAGUGGGAGUUGAUAAUUUCAGACCGAUGGAAUCUUUUGAGUAUGACAAGAAACUAACUCCACGGAUUGGGUCAAAGCCAUUCUUUGCAUUUGUCGGAGAAGGAUUUGAGAGCAUUGAAGAGUUGAAACAUUUAAAGGAAGUAUUGCUUGACCUUUUCAGAGGAGAGGUUGUGGAAAACUUAAAUCUUGCUGGCAUAGACCAUGUGUUUGUAUGCACAGCCCUCUCUUCAAGUACAGUGUUUUUCACUCACUGUGCUCUACGGCUGAAAAGAUCGGGUACUGCAAUUCCUAGGAUGGAACUGGUUGAAGUUGGACCAUCCAUGGACUUGGUGGUUCGACGGCAACGACUUCCUAAUGACAGCUUAAAGAAAGAGGCAAAGAAGACCACUAAUGGGCAGCCUAAAAAGAAGAUCAAAAAUGUGAGCAGUGAUGUGCUGCAGGGUAAGAUAGGGAAGAUCUACAUUCCAGAUCAAAAGGUCGGUGGUAUUGCACUAUCAAAUGACGUCAAAGGAUUGAAGAGGGAACGUCGUGAGGCAAGGAAAACGAAGGUUGGAGAGAACGAGGCCAAGAAAAGAAAGACAGCAUCUAAAUAGUCUCCUAGGUUUCCUUUGCUCUGUUGUUAGUCAGAUGGCACACACAGAUCACGUCGAAGACCACAACCUGAACAAGUUUCUGUGGUGUAAGACUUUCCCAUUGAGGUAUGACGUGACUUUCAAGUCCAAGCUGGUAUUUCUUGAAUGGGCCAUGAAACAGCAUUAUCUACUCAGUUUGGUUGACAAAUCUUUCUCAGCGGCGGUGUUUUUCCAGGAUACAUCGCAACUAUGUUGAUAUGCUUAUUCUCAUUCCUUCAUGGUGUGUUUUUAAGUAUCUGCUGGUUGUACCCUAACUGGUAGGUUCUUAAAUUUUGAGUAUUUCAGACCUUACUAAUGUAGGUUGAUUUGCUUAAUGUAAUUGGUAAAAUAUAACAAACAAGAGCAACAUUAUUACUAUUAUUACAG
Messenger RNA from Musa acuminata subsp. malaccensis (wild Malaysian banana), 1431 nucleotides. Its product is annotated as ribosome production factor 2 homolog. The record is from RefSeq and is a predicted model, not a curated record. Gene Ontology annotation, molecular function: rRNA binding. Gene Ontology annotation, biological process: maturation of LSU-rRNA from tricistronic rRNA transcript (SSU-rRNA, 5.8S rRNA, LSU-rRNA); ribosomal large subunit assembly. Gene Ontology annotation, cellular component: nucleolus. Lineage: Eukaryota; Viridiplantae; Streptophyta; Magnoliopsida; Zingiberales; Musaceae.